Hyposmocoma kahamanoa is the source of this 893-nucleotide messenger RNA. RefSeq names its product class E basic helix-loop-helix protein 22. The transcript is spliced from 4 exons. The coding region runs from base 135 to 719 and encodes 194 amino acids. Gene Ontology annotation, molecular function: protein dimerization activity. NCBI's taxonomy places the organism in Eukaryota, Metazoa, Arthropoda, Insecta, Lepidoptera, Cosmopterigidae. The record is from RefSeq and is a predicted model, not a curated record.
CUCCACGCUGCCGUCGCUGCACUGUCUGUCAACCCGGCUCCAAAUUCAAACGUCCGUCAAUGCCGUUCUGUUUUAAAAGUUAUUAUUUUAUUAUUUUAAUUAGGGCCAGUGUUAUGUAUUAAAUAUUUUAAAAAAUGGAGGGGCGUAGGUCUUGGGAUGGUGUGCCGUUGGGCGAAUCUCAUUCCCCUCCACAGUCAGUGCCGGGAAGAAGAACCCCGCUGGGGGCUGUUGGUCUUGGAGGCUUUUACAUGCAAGGAGGACAGCCCCCACCACCCCAGCACUGUUACCCAACUGAUGAAAAUCAACCUGAGCCUGGGACCAGUUAUGCUCAAAGACCCAUCGGCGAGGGCAAGGGGAAACAAAAGAUGAGGCAAGGGAAAACCGUACGACUGAAUAUAAAUGCAAGAGAACGAAGAAGAAUGCAUGAUUUGAACGACGCGUUGGAUGAUCUGAGAUCUGUUAUUCCGUACGCACACUCGCCAUCCGUCCGCAAACUGUCCAAAAUUGCAACUCUGCUGCUUGCCAAGAACUACAUUCUUAUGCAAGCCAGCGCUCUUGAGGAAUUGCGAAGGUUAGUAGCCUAUCUCCAAGGCACAGCUACAGCAGCAGGCAUAGUCCCGCCACCAGGGUUCGAUCUGUCCGGAUUCCCGGCAGCAGCCAAGCUCCUCCAGCCCCCCGCACCGGGUCCCCCGGCUCCACCCCCCGAGCCGCCUUCUUGAGAUCCACAGGUCAAACUUGAACCGUAUUCACCGACAAACUUGAACUGUCUUUAAAUUUGCAAUAGUUUAGGUUAGAAUUAUAAUAUUAUUAUUAUAUUGUAGCAAUUCAUAUUUAAUGUCAGUAAAGGCAAAUAAUUUUACAGUAAACAAGAAGAAAGAACUCCUGUAGGGCUA